Rhinocladiella mackenziei CBS 650.93 is the source of this 1359-nucleotide messenger RNA. RefSeq lists its product as uncharacterized. Bases 1 to 1359 code for a protein of 452 amino acids. Lineage: Eukaryota; Fungi; Ascomycota; Eurotiomycetes; Chaetothyriales; Herpotrichiellaceae. The transcript has 2 exons. The record is from RefSeq and is a predicted model, not a curated record.
AUGUCUCGUGGAGACGAUAUUGAUACGUUGGAUCUCGACCGGGAAAGAGCCGCAUUGAUCUCGUCUUGUCAAAGAAUUGCCGUACCUUACUAUUACGGUUUUGUUGAAGAGCAGGCUAGAGUGUCCGGUGAACAUUGGAGCACGAUUAUUUUCAGGGAUGCGUCUAGAAAGGUGACAGCCUCUCCUAGCGUCUCAAACCAACGCGAAGAUCCCCCUGAAAGACGCGCCUGGCUGGACCAAGCUCAGGCCAUUAUGCAUAUGAAGAAUGUACAAUCCUUUCUCGAGAAAAUGAGAGGCAGCAGUGGCGAGCUGGGACUUGAAUGGAAGAACUCCAUCUCCGAAAGCACUUGGUGGAGGAUUCCCCGAGAAAAGAUCCUCCAAGAAAUUUUGGUUUCUUGUCCUUUUGCGACCCCCUAUAUAUGGAUUGAUCUGUUGUGCAUUCCGCAAGAUGUCGAAGACGCAAACCUCAAAUCUAUGGCGAUCCGUGAGAUUGGACGACAGACGAAGAUCUUCCAAAGCGCCAGAUUUGCCGUGGCAUGGCUGAAUGAUAUAGAUAGCUGGAACGGAUUAGAAAGAGCAAUCAGGCUGCUAGCGGUAUUCCGUCUAAAAUUGGAAGACCAGCUGGAAAUUUCCUCCUCAUUGUGGAAAUCAGUCAUGAAAGAUGAUUUUGUGUCUUUAGAACUCCUAUUGCCCGGGCCUCACGUUCAUGACGAUAGCAAUGCGUCGUUGAACGGCUGGCUGACAUCGUUAUGGACCUUGCAAGAAUUGUGCCUUCGGCCAGAUAUGCGGUUGUGCAACCAACACUGGGAGAUCCUCCCGGUUGGAAGCAUCAAUCGUCAUUGCGAUAUCGGUCUCGAUGACAUUGCAGCUCUAUCCUUAUAUGUCCUACAAGUCAUUCCAGACGAGGAGAGAAAUACUCAAUCUACGGAUGCCUCCCUCCGAAACCAGUGCGUGGUCUCACGAAUCUUCGAAGAGUUACGUUCUCUUGAAAGAAAGGGUCACUUGGUCACUCUGCUGAAUGCCCCACGCUCCUCGAUCUUACAAGCGUGCGCCGAUAGGUAUUGCGAGCGAAAUAGAGCCGAAGCCAUUAUGUCCGCUAUCGGUGUUACAGACUGGUAUACAGAAAGAACGCAGACGGGUGAGGAGACAUCCGUUGGGGGCUCCGCAAAUGAAUAUCCAUUAUCUUUCGUGAGAGAAGCCGCAAAGAAACUUGGUGCCACAUUCUUUUUCGCCAGUGGCAUCAUAUGGAACGUGAAGAGAUUGCUUUUGGAGUCGACUCCACUUCCCACCGGUGCAAGAAACGCCAUCUGCUCGAUGAUGCCCUUCAAGAUAGUCUUACAGCGCUUGACGAGUGGAUAG